AGUUUUUAACUGGCCUAAUCAGACUUUUAAACAAAUAAAUAGAAUCAUUUCCUUGGUAUUAAAAUAUUUCUUUCAAAUAACUUGGAGUUCUUUUAUUCGUAUCAAAACUCGUACUGACUUACGUAGUACAGUUCGAAAUUCGUCCAUUUUUAUAUUACGCGUUUGUUACCAAAGUGUGAUUAAGUUUCAAUCAAUUAUUUUAUCUUGUUUAAUAAUACAGUGCCAGAUAAUAAGAAUAAAUGGAGCAAAGAGAUCCAAGGACGAACGUGGUCAAGUCCCACAGCGCAUCUCCGAGGAAAAUACCAAGCACAGCUUGGGACGUUGAAUCCAGCGGAGGAGAUGGAAUCCCGCCAGCGCACCGAAGAACUCCUAACACUCCGCAUUUGAGUCCGCAUAAGUAUCCAAAGACUCCGCAAAGCGGAGAAUCUUCUAAAAGAGAAAGGUCAUCUUCGCAACUCGAACAUCAGAAGCGGAAAGGGCGCUCCCCUAGUAAAGGGAGCCCGGAGAAGAUUCCGAAAAGAUGUAACAGCGGCUAUUUCGCCGAUUCUAUGAUACGCCAAUGGACCAAACAUGUCGGGAUACAAUCGCCAUUCUCUCAAACAGAGCAGGAAAAUGUAUUGGCCGAGGAGAUGAAACAAAUGUGCGCAUUGAAAGAUGUCAGAAUCCAGAAAUUAAUGAAGAAGUUGGAGACUGCAGAGGAGACUAUAUCUUCGUUAUCCGGUAGACUUCAAACCCAGCAGGAGGCCUCGACGGAAAUAUUAAAAGAAUUAAAUAAUGACGGGGAAUUGAUUUCAAAUUAUUGUCGGGAAUUGGCAGAGGGAUUAAAAGGAUUUCAGGAGCACAAAGAUAAUCUGUCAGAGAUGUAUAAUGUUAUUCUAGUUAAUCAAAGAGAUUAUGUAGAGAAAUUGCAAAAUGAAUUGAGCGCCGUGAAAGUAAAUGACGAGGAAUGCAAGAAGAAUAUCAAUACGAUGAGAAAUCAAGUGAUGAAGAAAGAAGAAAGAAUACGAGAACUGGAAAUUGUCGAGAUUGAAUGGAAAAAGCAACUGCAGGACUUGGAGGAGAAGUCAAUGUUAGAGAGGAAUAAAUUACUUAUGGUCCACGCUGACGAAAUAUCACAAUUGACGAAGAGAUCGGAAUAUCUCACGUCGACGAAUCAAGAAUUGCAAAUCCAAUUACAAAGGAUUGUGGAAGAGAAAGAAGCGUUGGUUAAAGACCUGCAAUUGAUCGAGAAUAAGUAUAAUCAUGUGCAUAGUAAUUACGCAAAUUUGGAGAACAAAUUAAAGGCGGUACAAACUGAUAAUUUAAAUCUCGAGAAAUCUCUCAAGGAUGUGCAGCACAACGAUGAAAAGAAAAUAUUCGAGUUGAACAGAAAAAUUAGAGUUUUAGAAAUGGAGAAGGAACGAGUGUACUCGGAGAAGAGUUUGAACGCGAAGGAGAUCGAAAAUUAUUAUAAGUCAAGAGAAGAGAAAUAUAAGGCGGAAAUAGAAAAGCUAAAAGAAGAUUAUAACGUUCAAGCAACGGAAAUGAAAAAGAUCGAAGCGGAGUAUUCUGCUCUGAUAAAAUCACGGGAAGAUGAACAUAAAGUUGAAAUAGAAAAGUUAAAAGAAAAUUACGACGUUCAAUUAAUGGAAAUGAAGAAGAACGAAGCGGAGCAUUCUGCUCUGAUAAAAUCACGGGAAGAUGAACAUAAAGUUGAAAUAGAAAAGUUAAAAGAAAAUUACGACGUUCAAUUAAUGGAAAUGAAGAAGAACGAAGCGGAGCAUUCUGCUCUGAUAAAAUCACGGGAAGAUGAACAUAAGGUUGAAAUACAAAAGUUAAAACAAGAUUACGACGUUCAAUUAAUGGAAAUGAAAAAGAUCGAAGUGGAGCAUUCUGCUCUGAUAAAAUCACGGGAAGAUGAACAUAAGGUUGAAAUAGAAAAGUUAAAACAAGAUUACGACGUUCAAUUAAUGGAAAUGAAGAAGAUAGAAGCGCGAAAUUCUGCUUUGCUAAAAUCAUGGGAAGAUGAACAUAAAGUUGAAAUAGAAAAGUUAAAAGGAGAUUACGACGUUCAAUUAACGAAAAUGAAGAAGAUAGAAGCGUGGAAUUCUGCUCUGAUAAAAUCACGGGAAGAUGAUCAUAAGGCUGAAAUAGAAAAAUUAAAAAAGGAUUACGACGCUAAAUUGACGGAGAUAAACGAGCAAAAUAAAAUUAUCCAGGAAAAAGAAUCUUUUGAAAAAUUGCAGAAGUACUUACAGGAAAGAGAGGAAAAACAGAAACUAGAAGAUGCGCGAAUUCAACAAGCAACGCGAGAAAUUGCAAAUCUUGGAAAGUAUUUAAAAGAACGUGAUGAAAAUCUAUUUAGAAAAGAAAAGGAAGUACUUGAGAAGCUGCGGGAGGAUGUAAAAGAAACAACAGACGAUCGCAAAUACGACGAUAGGCAAGUGGACGAAGAAUUUAAGAGUGUCGAAAACUGUCGAAAAGAAAAGAAAGCAGAUCGAAGUGGACAGGAGGAAGAAGAGCUCAAUAAACUGCCGAUGAAUGUAAAUAAAAAUGUACCUAGGACCAGAAAGAGCGCCAAAGUAAUAAAAGUAGCAAGUGUAUCAGAAAUUGAAUUUGAUAAUUUACUAAAAGAUAUAAAAGAAAAAGAUCGAAAUGAAUUAACACAAGAUAGUCCUAUCAAAGCAAAAAGAGCAGUAAGGAAAAGAACAAAACCAGUUAUGACGGAGACAGUUAAAGAGACGGGAAAUCAAGUGCAAAUAGAUCAACUGCUCGAAGGCGUAUCAAAAAAUUCAUUUUCAGGUAGAAGCGAAGAAAUGAGUUUGCAGCAGAUGAUGAGAGAAGAUGAGUACGAUUUCAUUUCUGAAGUUGAACGAACAUACUCAAAAAGUCAACGAGAAGCAGGAAUAUUGAAGGAAAAUACGUUGAGUCACUUUGAUGAUAGAAUUGAAAAAAUAAAAGGAAAAAAUGAGGUAUCGCUAAAAACUUAUUUCUCAUGUAUCCGACGUAUCAUUAAGAGUGCCAAUAUUAUUCUUCACAAACAGAAUAAGGAUAUCCCAUCGCCAAAGAAAAUAUUUACAACCGGGCUAAGGCAAUACUCAAAACCAAAAUCGCAACCGCGAAAAUGGGGAAAAUUUUAAGCAGCAACAUCGAAAGAUACAAAAGCGAUUGAGAUAUAUACGACCUCUGAAAUCUUCACGUUCAUUUAAAAUGUAUCUUUUUCAUUUAUUUCUAUCAUUCGUUACUGACUCGUGGUCGAAUUAUGUAUACAUUUAAAAAAUUACAUAUUUAAUUUCUUAGAAAAGAAA
Ceratina calcarata is the source of this 3287-nucleotide messenger RNA. Its product is annotated as trichohyalin-like. The record is from RefSeq and is a predicted model, not a curated record. The transcript is spliced from 10 exons. NCBI's taxonomy places the organism in Eukaryota, Metazoa, Arthropoda, Insecta, Hymenoptera, Apidae. The coding region runs from base 240 to 3119 and encodes 959 amino acids.